Molecule: messenger RNA, 3068 nt
Organism: Linum trigynum
Lineage: Eukaryota; Viridiplantae; Streptophyta; Magnoliopsida; Malpighiales; Linaceae
Source: the annotation of a GenBank genome assembly
UAGCGAUUUAGUAAAACAUGCUAUUCUAAUUAAAAUCAAGAAGAUAAAAGCGGAUUGAAAAAGAUAGGCAGCAAAAUUUAUUCUCGCUACCGGGCCAUAUUGGGCCGGAGCGACCUUAAUAAACGUUGAGAUGAAAAGGCCACGUGUGUUUCCAAGCAGUUGUUAACCGGGGGAGCAAAUUCGGCGUCAACCUAGAUAGACUACCAACACUCGGUAAAUGUGAGGGUUGCUAGCUAGACCGGGACUCAAUCGCGCUACCAGGUCCGUCUAUUCCAAAAUGGAGACGACAACCCGGCAGGACCCGAAAGCGGAAUCGACCCGCCCAGAUGAACCAGAGUUCGAUCUCUACACCAUUCCCAGCUACUCCAGUUGGUUUCGAUGGAACGACAUCCACGAGACGGAGAGAGCCGCAAUGAGAGACUUCUUCGAUGGAAGCUCGGUAACCAGGAGUCCCAAAAUCUACAAGGAGUACCGCGAUUUCAUGAUCAACAGGUACCGCGAGGAUCCAUCCACCAGGCUCACCUUCACGGAGGUUCGCAAGUCCCUCGUCGGCGACGUCAGCCUGCUCAAUAAGGUCUUCCAGUUCUUGAACCAGUGGGGAUUGAUCAACUUCGGUGCGGAUUCGGCUCGAUUUGAGUCGGAGAACGAGUACAAGGACGAAGUUAGGGUUGAGGAUGGCCCUCCCAACGGCAUUCGUGUUGUUGCUGACCCUAAUUCGUCCAAACCGUUCCCAGCAUCGCACGCCGGGGCCCCUCUUGCCGCUGAUGUCCGCGGCGGGAACCGCUCGAAGCUGUCGCCAUUGGCGUCCUACUCUGACGUUUUUGGUGAGUUGGGUAAGCGCAAGGGAAUUUUGUGUGCGAGUUGCGGUGGAAAUUGUGAGUCCGGCCGAUAUCAGCACGAUAAGGAUAGCUAUGUUCUCUGUGUCAAAUGCUUCAAAGAUGGAAAGUAUGGAAACAAGUCUGUUGAUGAUUUCAAGCUUCAUGGCAGCAGUGUCAGUGACGGUAAGCAAAGGGAUGCCUGGACAGAGGCUGAGACUUUACUUCUCUUAGAGUCUGUUUCGAGGCAUGGAGAUGACUGGGACAUAGUCGCUCAAACUGUGAAAUCCAAGACUAAACUGGAAUGUAUUUCCAAGCUUAUUGAGCUACCUUUUGGAGAGUUUAUUUCAAGUUACAAUCUUGGAAAGGACCCUGCCAGUGGACUAAGCGGGAAUGGAGACGGUGGAAAAGAUGUCUUUCCAUCUCUACCAGAGCAACAAGAUAUGAUCAAAUCUGAAAAUGUAAUGUCCCAGCAGGCUAAUGGUAAUGAGCAGAGAGGAGAUGAUGCUGACAAAGUCCCCCCUCUGAAGAAACAGUGUGUUUCUUAUUCUUCAGGAUCUGGAAUCUCCAUCAUGAGACAGAUCGCUCGCAUCUCAAGCAUGGUCGGGGAUGACAUCACUGCCACUGCAGCUAAGGCUGCUUUUGCAGCACUUUGUGAUGAAGCCUCUUGUCCAAGUGACUCAUUCAAUAAUGAGGAAGACUUUGCUAAUGAAUUGUGGCCUGCCAUGGACCAGUCUGUGUCAGAGAGGGCGCAUAAGGAUGAAGAUAUAGAGCAGGGAGGGGAUGUACAAUCAGGUAAAUUGGGAGUUAACUUCAAACUCUCAGAUUGUUGUGCUGGGUGAUAUUUACUAUAACAUGUGAAUUAUACAUAUUGUCUUCUGUUGAUACUUUUGAUGUAUUUGAGUGCAUUUGAAAUUACACAUGCAAUCUGAAAUACAUCAAAAUGAUGUAAUCGGAAAUAGUUGGGGUAGGAAGUAUGUGUACAAAAGUAAGUCCAACAUGUUACUUCCCUCAGUUUUCCGGGACAAGUUCAUGCAUGAAUAUAGCAAACCAAACAACGUUUUGCAAAUGCAUAUUAUAUGGUAGAAUGUAAUAAAGACAAAUAACAUCAACUGACAAAUAUACGGAUUUUAGCACAACCAUGGAUCUGACAAGGGGAAGGAUCUGGUUUUGUCAAUGUUAUCACACCCGUUUCACUGUCUACAUUUUUGCUUGCGGUUUUGGAUUCUCCAUUCUCUUGUUAAAGCCUGUUUAGGCAAAUGCUUGACCUUGUCAAUUCUGAUGUUUUCCUAAUGUCCUGGUAUAUUCCUCAGAAGAUCGGGAGACAAACUUAUCCCAGAAUAAUGUACCGUUAACUUUGAGGCUUCGAGCUACAGUUGCAGCUGCACUUGGGGCAGCUUCUGCUCAUGCCAAAUUAUUGGCCAAUGAGGAAGACCGGGAGAUUGAAACUUUAGUUGGAACCAUCAUUGAGACACAGGUACUGCAAGGGGGAGACCUUAUCCUGCAUCCAUUUUUUUCCUACUUUUCAUUAAAAGCUUCUAAUCUGUCCGUUUUUUCACUGAAUCUUGAACAUUAGUUGAAGAAACUGCAGUGUAAGACGAUGGAUUUGGAUGAAUUGGAGGUGAUUAUGGAGAAAGAAUAUGGAGAACUAGAAGAAUUGAAGCGAUCUUUAGCUGAGCAGCGAGUUGACAUCUUAGCCAGAAGAGUUAGAGCUGGCAUAUCGAAAGCGGGAGCUUAUACGUUUGUGAAAACUCAGAAUGCAACCUUGCCCUGAUGACCCUGUAGCUGAAUCUAAAUCUAGAGAAAAAUUGUGGAUAGAGUUGCAGGACUAGUUGUUGGUUGUUCUAUUGUACAUCAGGAGAUAGCCUGUCGCUUGGUUCUGGUAGGAGCCGUCUGUUUGUGCGCUUCUCCCAUCUCAGCUGAUUGUUUCAUUUCUUGUAUCCCCCAGUGGUAGAGGACUUGUAGUCGUUUAGCUUCUGGGGCAGGUUGUAUGAGGUCGUUUAGCAUGUUAAAUGGGUGAUGUUGGUUAGGGGUGUGUAACGGUCCGGAUCAAACCGAUGCUUGGACCGGGCUGCAUUGAACCAAGUAUGAUAUGAACUGUUUUUUUGUCUUGUGAAUUUUAUAAAUACUAAAAAAAAAAUUGAAUAUCAUUUGAAUCUAAAGGUGCUAUUGGCGCCGACGGCUUUUGAUCGUAGUUCAGAUAAUGUUUCAGGAGGAAGGGCAAGCACAACACAACAAAGGGACUUUUCCACU